AAUGCUCGAGAUGUAAACACAUAGAAACUGUGCCGGGGUGGGGGGCGCCAUGGAGAACCCCGCGAUUGCUUUGAACGAAAAUAUGCAGAGGUUCGAAACGGAAGACAAGGAGGCCUUUCUCGAAUUUCGGUUCAUAUGCCCCGUCGCGGCCACCGCCACCGGCGGCGAAGAAUUGUCGUCUGAGGUGGAAGAGGAAAAGAGGGAAAAGGUAGUGAUGGACAUGUUGCACACCUACGUGCCAAGGAACAAAAGAGGGAUGGGUGUCGCCAAACAUCUCUGCGUUGCCGCCUUCUCCUAUGCUCAGACCCACUCCAUGCUCGUCAUCCCCACGUGCUCCUACAUUUCCGAUACUUUUCUUCCACGGAAUCCUUCUUGGCGCGCUCUUGUUUACAAUGAAGAGCUUAAAUCUUCCAUGUGAAGUAAGCGUAGCCUGCUCUGCUUGUGAGAUUUCUAUUUUAUUUAUAGCAGCAUGGGAAAAUUUUUUUACUAUUAUUUAUUGAAUCAUGGCGGCUGAAAAAAAAAAAGGAAUACUAAAAGAACUUUUGUACCGUUAGUUUCUUAUUGAUCUUGAAACAAUGUGUGUUUAAUGCUCACUUGUUUGCUACCCAUGCUUAUGUCUGAUGAUACUUUUAUUAUUUUAUAUAUUUCAAUAAUGUCGGG
Phalaenopsis equestris is the source of this 660-nucleotide messenger RNA. Its product is annotated as acetyltransferase At1g77540-like. Bases 50 to 418 code for a protein of 122 amino acids. The transcript has 2 exons. NCBI's taxonomy places the organism in Eukaryota, Viridiplantae, Streptophyta, Magnoliopsida, Asparagales, Orchidaceae. The record is from RefSeq and is a predicted model, not a curated record.